UGGAAAUGUAACCCUGUCUUUGAUUUUGGAGCAGAAGAGGCCGUAACUUGUUUGUUGGGAACUUGACCUAUCCAAGAGACGAAUAUCAACCAAACCCAUUUUUUCAUUUUUAGGAAUAUAAGGAAUCCCCUUCUUCCCCGUUGCGCUUAUGGUUUUGUGAGCAACCCUAAUCCACCCCAACCCAACCCUAUUGAAUUGAAUUGGGGGAAGAAGAACAUAGAAAGAAGAAGAAAAAUCUGCACAAUUGUUGUAAUUGAACGAUGUCUGCUGCGGUGUGCGGAAGCAAGAGAUCUUUGUUCGAAGAGCUUCCCCCUUCCCCGCCAGUAUCCAAGAGGCUCCGCUGUUCCUCCUCCCCUAUUCGCCUCUCUCUCCCUUCUCUCAUCGACCACCUUCGCCCUCUCUUCCCUCAUAUGGAUGACCAGGUCCUCGAGAGAGCGCUCCAAGAAUGUGGCAACGACCUAGAUGCGGCCAUCAAGAGCCUCCACGGCCUCUGUUUGGGAUCUGCUGAUGAUAAUUCUCAACCUGCUCCACAACCUGACCACCCUAACCUCGUCGUCGACACAGGUGCGUUGGAAGAGAAUGGGGAUGCUUCUGCUUCUGGGGAUCAGCCCGCUGCUGCCAAUUUUCCUGCCGGUGGAGCAGAAUGGAUUGACUUAUUUGUUAGAGAGAUGACGUGUGCUACUAGUGUUGAUGAUGCCAGGUCCCGUGCUGCUAGAUUGCUGGAGGUUCUAGAGAAAUCAAUUACUGCACAUGCGAGUUCUGGGGUGACAACGGCUCUUCAAAGGGAAAAUUUGAUGCUGAAGGAGCAUAUUGAAGCUUUGACUAAGGAGAAAAAUUGUUUUAAAAGUGCUUUUAGAAUCCAGCUUGAACGCCUUUCUGAUUAUGAGAAUAGAAACCAAGAGUUGCAGCAAUUGAAGCAGUUGGUAUCUCAAUAUCAGGAGCAGAUCAGAACUCUUGAGGUGAAUAACUAUGCUUUGCGAAUGCAUUUGAAUCAGGCACAACAAUACAGCCCCUUUCCUGGGUGUUUCCCUCCUGAUGCCUUCUAGGGCGAUCAGUAUGUAGGAUAUCAUAAUUGAGGCAGUAAAAUAGCUGCAUCUGGUUAAUAUCCCAAAGAAAAAAAAUGCGUAUUGUUAAAUUGUUGCAGUUUGUGAAGCUCCUGUAGGUCAAGGAAUAGUAACUGUUUCCAGUUCAGGGGCGAUUCGGAUAGAGUUUGAUAUUAUAGAUGAAAUUAUUCGUCAGUUUAUUCAAUUGUUUAUUCCCCAUUUUAGCAUUGAGAUUUGAGUGUACUGUAAUUACUAAGGAUGUUCAAGAUCACUUUGAUGUACCAUCACAGCAGACUACUACAAAUUAUAUUUUAUUUCCCAGUCUUGACUAUUUUCGAUUAUCACAAUGGCAGUGAUUGUUCUAUGCUAAUAUUUGAUUAAGAAAUGGUUGAGUUUGA
This is a messenger RNA of Glycine soja, 1441 nucleotides long. RefSeq lists its product as uncharacterized. Gene Ontology annotation, molecular function: ubiquitin binding. The coding region runs from base 261 to 1046 and encodes 261 amino acids. The record is from RefSeq and is a predicted model, not a curated record. The transcript has 5 exons. Lineage: Eukaryota; Viridiplantae; Streptophyta; Magnoliopsida; Fabales; Fabaceae.